UGCAGCUUCAGCAGACACACGAGAGCCGAAGUGAACGCUGGAUCUAUUUGGGGUCACAAUCCAACAGACUGAGAGAGCAACAGGGAACAAAGAAUAGGAAUGAAGAAAAGUCUUUAAGAUAAGGUGAAUAUUAGGACACCACAUCCGAUGGGAGAGAGCAGGAUAAGAGGACGCAAGAUCCUUGCUGUCAUCAUCUGCAUGGAUCCCCAUCUGGUUGGACAUGCUGUUUUGAGCUUAAUACUCCGUGACAUAUAGAGGCCGCAGAACUGAAGGAUGAGCUCAAUGCAAAGACGGCUGAGUCAGCUGCUUGGUGCAUGGAGAUGGAAGAGGAGGUUGAAGGUUUCUCUGAACCCAGCCACUGGCUUUUACUGCAGGACCUUCUGCUCCUCCACUGCAGAACCAGUAGACCCCAUAGAGAUCCACAGGAGGAAGCUCUUCCUAUGGUUCAGCCACCUUCCUCAGGAGGAGAAACAGUUUGGUGGUUACUUCAGCCCAGAGACCAUGCAUGUGGAUCCACUGAUCCUGGAAAGAACUGCUGAAGAGAUGAUAGGCCUGCUCAGUUCCCCUCUCCAAUCUCACACCUCCUCCAGCCAUUCUGUGACAGUGGAACAGCUGUUUGAGCCUACUGAUGUCUGGAGUGAGGGCCGAGGACUUAACGUGCUGCUGUAUGGGGCCGUGGGAACAGGGAAAAAUACAGUGGUCCGAAAGCUGGUGCUGGAUUGGUGCUCUGGGAUUGCCCUGACCCACUUCAAGCUGCUGGUUCCUUUCUCUUGUGAGGACCUUGGCCAGCUGUCAAAGUCAGCCUCUUUAAGGGACCUGGUGAGCAGGAAGUACCUCCACCUUAAAAAACACCCUCUGCUGAGUGGGGAGGGAAACCAGGCCAAGGAUGUGCUCUUCCUCUUCAAUGGAAUAGAGAAGAUGAAACUGGACUUCCGAAUUGGAGCCACAGAGCUUUGCAGUGAUCCUAAUGAGGCGCUGCCUCCAGGUGUAGUGGUGGUCAACUUGCUAAGAAAAUACCUUCUGCCUGAGGCCAGCAUCUUGGUAACCACCAGGCUGUCUGCUCUGGAUCGUAUCCCUCAGAAGUAUGUGAGUCGCUGUGCACAGAUUUGUGGCUUCAAUGACCCAGACCGCCAGCGGGCCUACUUCACCAGCCGCCUACUGCAGCAGAGUGGGGAGACUAACCAUGAGGCCCAGGCUCUGAUAGAGCUGCUUUACCUCAACCUUCAGAGAGAAAGCCAGUUGGCUACUGCUUGCUUCCUCCCCUCCUACUGCUGGCUCACAUGUGCUACCUUACACUUCCUCCAUUUCACUGACGCUAAGGCACCCAUCCGCACACUGACUGGCAUAUACACCAGUUUCCUCAGGCUCAACUUUGGAGGUGAGGUGCUGGGCAAAGGGACAAGGACAGAUGUGCCCAUUCAGGAACACCACAAUUCUCUGAUGCUGUAUGUAGUCCGUACAGUUGGGAAACUUGCGUUUGAUGGUGUGACAUACAAACGCACGUCGUUCUCAGAAAAGGAGUUGGAGCAGUGGAUAGGAGGGAAGACCAAGACAGACGAGGAGCUACGUCAGCUGGCUGUGUUCCGCACUGAUGUGCUAGACUUCUUCUUGGCUCCCUGUGUUCAAAGUGGUAAGCAUUUUCCAGAACAACCCAGUGAGAAUGAUGAGAGGCGGUAUGUAUUUGCUGUUCCAGAAAUGCAGGAGUAUCUGGCAGCUCUCUACGUGGUUCUGGGAGAGAACAAAUCGGCUCUGGAGAAGCUGACCAGGCAGGUGUCUGUGGCCAUUGGCCAAGCAAGUGAAGAUGUCAGUGCCAUCGUCAACAUCUUUUCUAAGUUCAUCCCACUCAGAAUAUUUGCUGUGUUCAACCUCCUUAAGCUUUUUCCGAAGCUCUAUGAAAAAAUCAGCAGUCACAACAAAGGCAGCAUAGCCAGAACCAUGGCAGCUGAGAUGUUCCGCACCGAGGAUAGCUACAAUGAGGAUGUCCUGGAUCAGGUGGAGCAAAGCCUUCUGGGAGUUCAUGGUCCGCAGCCACAGCAGUAUAGUGAGGGCCAGCCCUUUGAGCUCUAUCCCAUUUUCAUGGGUGGACUGUUGCAUUAUGGUAAUCGUGUCCUUCUCCAGCAACUUGGCUGCAGCAUUCAGAGCACCACCGUAGCCCAGAUCACAAAUGCACUUCGGAAGUACCUUGUCAGAGAGCUCAGCAAGCCACAGCCACCAGAGGAGCUGAUGGAUCUACUGGUCCUUCUGUAUGAGUUUCAGAACCCCAGACUGACUGCAGAGGUUCUGGCCUCAAUCAGAACCAUCCGUCUUACCAACAUUCGUAUGACGUCACUCAAAUGCUUCAUACUGAGUUCUGUGCUCUCAUGCACCCCUGCAAGUUAUCACCUUGAUGAACUGGACCUGUCCUCCUGUCUCCUGACUCAUAACAUGCUUCAGAUGCUGUGGCCUGCAUUCAGACACACACAUAACCUCAACCUGCAGUUUAACAGCCUGGGUCCUGAGUCUUGCAUCCUCCUGAGAGAUCUGCUCCUAGACCCCAAGAGCUCUAUUAGAUCUCUACAACUGUGUGACAACCCUCUGCUGGAGUCUGGAGCCUGCACCCUGCUGGAGGCUUUUCCUAAGAACCAGUCUCUGAAACACCUGUCCCUGAUGCACACUGGGCUAGGGGACCAGGGAGCCUUGGAAUUGGCUGAGAGGCUUCAGGAACACACAGGACUCCAGGAGCUCAAUGUGGCUUAUAACAACAUCGGAGACAACGCUGCUCUGACUCUAGUGGACGCUUGCAGGGAACACCCCAGUGUUCACACAGUGCACUUGUAUUUGAACCCUCUCAGUGAUGUGGGGAAGCAGUCCCUGUAUGUCCGAGGUGUUCCCAAGAGCCACAGCGGCCAUCGAGUCAAGGUCCUGGUUUCAGUCACUGAGGGCUCAGACAUCUCAGAGGACUGGCACCCCAUCCUCCGUGUCAUACGGGAGAAUGCCUCAUCCUGGGACCGUGAACGUGUCAAGCAACAGCUUAAGGUUUUCCUCAGGGAUUUGGAGUGGGGGCGUCAGCAGCAGCAGAGUCUUUGGAAGAGGCUGCACUUCCGCAGGGUGGAGAAGGGCGUCCAGCAAACUCUCCAGAUGCUGGAGAAGGACACCCUACCUUCAUCCACAGGAUUAAGCAAAUAACCAACAAACAUCAAGAGGUGAAAGAGCAGUGAAUACCUUC
Plectropomus leopardus (leopard coralgrouper) is the source of this 3205-nucleotide messenger RNA. The record is from RefSeq and is a predicted model, not a curated record. NCBI's taxonomy places the organism in Eukaryota, Metazoa, Chordata, Actinopteri, Perciformes, Serranidae.